GCGCGCACCUCGCCACUCUGCACUUCGGCCAGCUCGACUUCGGCGAGACCGCCGUGCUGGACGCCUUCUACGACGCGGAUGUUGCAUUUGUGGAUAUGAGUGAUAUUUCCAAGCAGCCAUCACUCUUCUACCAUCUUGGAGUGCGUGAAAGUUUUGACAUGGCCAAUAAUGUUAUACUCUACCAUGACACUGAUGCAGACACAGCUCAGUCUCUAAAAGAUAUAGUAUCUCAGAAAAACACAGCAUCCAGUGGGAACUACUAUUUCAUUCCCUAUAUAGUAACACCUUGUGCCGAUUAUAUUUGCUGUGAAAGUGAUGCCCUAAGGAGAGCCUCUGAAUACAUGCAGCCUAAUUGGGACAAUAUCCUGGGACCUCUGUGUGUUCCACUGAUGGACAGGUUCAUCAGCCUUCUCAAGGACAUUCAUGUUACAUCAUGUGCAUAUUACAAGGAAACACUGUUGAAUGAUAUUAGAAAAGCUAGAGAGAAGUAUCAAGGAGAUGAACUGGCAAAAGAGCUGGCCAGGAUUAAACUCCGCAUGGAUAAUACUGAAGUCCUGACUUCUGACAUCGUCAUAAAUUUACUUCUUUCUUAUCGAGAUAUCCAGGACUAUGAUGCUAUGGUGAAACUGGUGGAAACAUUGGAAAUGCUGCCUACUUGUGACUUAGCUGACCAGCAUAAUAUUAAAUUUCACUAUGCAUUUGCAUUGAAUCGAAGGAGCAAUGCAGGUGACAGGGAGAAGGCACUCCAAGUGAUGCUUCAAGUGCUUCAAACAUGUGAUCAACCUGCUCCAGAUAUGUUCUGCCUGUGUGGGAGAAUCUACAAGGAUAUGUUCCUUGAUUCUGACUGUAAAGAUACCAGUAGCCGAGACAGUGCCAUUGAAUGGUAUCGCAAAGGAUUUGAACUCCAGUCAAGUCUGUACUCUGGAAUUAACCUUGCAGUUUUGCUACUUGUUGCUGGGCAGCGGUUUGAAACCUCUAUGGAACUGAGAAAAAUAGGUGUACGGUUAAACAGUUUGUUGGGAAGAAAAGGAAGCUUGGAAAAAAUGAACAAUUACUGGGAUGUGGGACAAUUCUUCAGUGUCAGCAUGCUUGCCAGUGAUGUUGGAAAAGCAGUACAAGCAGCGGAGAAGCUGUUUAAACUGAAGCCACCAGUUUGGUACUUGAGAUCAUUAGUCCAGAAUCUGUUGUUAAUCCAGCGUUUCAAGAAACUCACCAUAGAGCAUUCUCCUAGACAAGAGAGACUCAAUUUCUGGUUAGAUAUCAUUUUUGAGGCAACAGAAGAAACAACCAAUGGACUGAGAUUUCCAGUAUUAGUGAUAGAACCAACCAAGGUCUACCAGCCUGCAUAUGUGUCCAUCAACAAUGAAGAUGAUGAGAGAUCUCUCUCUCUGUGGCACGUCUCACCCACUGAAGUGAAGCAGAUUCAUGAAUGGAAUUUUACGGCCUCCUCCAUUAGGGGAAUAAGUAUAUCCAAGUUUGAUGAACGAUGUUGUUUUCUUUAUGUCCAUGACAACUCUGAUGACUUUCAGAUCUACUUUUCAACAGAGAGCCAGUGUAGUAGGUUCUGUGCCUUGGUUAAAGAAAUGUUGACAGAUGCUGUGGGCAACAAUUUGGAAUUAGAAGGAGAAACUGAUGGAGACACUUUGGAGUAUGAAUAUGACUAUGAUGAGAAUGGUGACAAAGUGAUACUAGGGAAAGGUACUUAUGGAGUAGUUUAUGCUGGAAGAGAUCUCAGCAAUCAGGUACGAAUAGCCAUCAAGGAAAUACCCGAGAAAGACAUCAGAUACUCUCAGCCUCUGCAUGAAGAGAUAGCACUGCAUAAAUAUUUAAAGCACCGAAACAUUGUCCAGUAUCUUGGAUCUGUUUCUGAAGAUGGAUAUAUUAAGAUCUUUAUGGAGCAGGUACCAGGAGGAAGCCUUUCUGUUCUCUUGAGAUCAAAAUGGGGCCCAAUGAAAGAACCCACCAUAAAAUUUUACACCAAGCAGAUCCUGGAAGGGCUUAAAUAUCUCCAUGAGAACCAGAUUGUGCACAGAGAUAUAAAGGGAGAUAAUGUCCUGGUGAACACAUACAGCGGUGUGGUAAAAAUUUCUGAUUUUGGGACUUCUAAACGGCUUGCAGGAAUCAAUCCAUGUACAGAGACAUUUACAGGUACUUUGCAGUAUAUGGCUCCAGAGAUUAUAGAUAAAGGACCUCGGGGAUAUGGAGCACCAGCUGAUAUCUGGUCACUGGGUUGUACUAUCAUUGAAAUGUCAACGGGCAAGCCUCCAUUUCAUGAACUGGGAGAGCCUCAAGCAGCCAUGUUUAAAGUUGGGAUGUUCAAAAUUCAUCCUGAAAUUCCAGAGUCACUGUCUGCUGAAGCAAGAGCCUUUAUUUUGCUCUGCUUUGAACCUGAUCCCCAUAAGCGUGUUGCAGCAUCUGAUUUGCUCAAAGACCCUUUUCUGAAGCAGGUGACCAAGGGCAAGAAAAACAGAAUCUCAUUCAAGCCAUCAGAUUAUAAUCGCAGUGUAUCUCUCCCAGUGCAAGUCCCUGGGGAACAGGCUGGAAGUAGCAGCAGUGAACAUGGGUCUGUUUCACCAGAUUCUGAUGUACAGCAUGACAUGUUCUUUGAAAAGACAAAGCGAUCUGUUUCAGAGAUUCAGACAAAGCAUCACAUUUCCAACCUACUGAGUGUUCCUGAUGAAAGCUCUGUGUCAGAAGAUCGAAGUGCUUCCUCCUCCCUUGAGGAUAAAGAUUCUGGGCUCUUUCUUCUAAGAAAGGACAGUGAGCGCCGGGCAAUUCUCUAUAAAAUUCUUAAAGAGGAACAGAAUAAAGUUGCUUCAAAUUUGCAGGAGUGUAUCACACAGAGUUCUGAAGAGCUGCAGCUGUCAGUCCCUCACAUCAAGCAGAUCAUUGGGAUUUUAAGGGACUUCAUACACUCUCCUGAGCACAGAGUGAUGGCCUCCACUAUAUCCAAGCUGAAAAUGGAUUUGGACUUUGACAGCACUUCCAUCAACCAGAUUCACCUGGUUCUGUUUGGCUUUCAGGAUGCAGUGAACAAGGUACUAAGGAAUCAUUUAAUUAGGCCUCAUUGGAUGUUUGCAAUGGAUAAUAUAAUUCGCCGAGCAGUCCAAGCCGCAGUCACUAUUCUUAUUCCAGAGCUUCGAGCUCACUUUGAGCCAGCCUCAGAGACUGAAGGUGUGGACAAAGAUGGAGAGGAAGUGGAGAAUAACUACCAGCCAGCUGAACAAAAUGGAAAUGAGGAGCCAGCUGUUGCAUCUGGAGUGAGCACGAUCAGUUCUGUGGCAUACCAUGACUCAAAGCAACGGCAGCUUAGCUUGGAAUUAGGCAAAAUUAAACAAGAAACCAACAGGCUUUUGGAAAACUUGGUUCAGAAGGAGAAAGAAUAUCAGUCCCUCUUACGACAAACUCUAGAGCAACGGACCCUGGAGUUGCACCUGCUUCAGUUGAAGUCCAAGCCUGCAGAAUUUCAAGAGCCUCUAUCAGAUGUCAGACAGAAUGUAGAUCCAGAGCUCAUCAACUGGUUGAACGAGCAAGGAGUGGACUCAGAUGCAAUAAAGAAGUUUGCUGAAGAGGAUUAUACUCUCAACGAUGUCCUGAAUAAUAUCACUAAAGAAGACUUGAGAUACCUCAAACUGCGUGGUGGUCUUGUCUGUAGAAUUUGGAAUGCAAUAUUAAGCCAUAGACAAAUGGGUGAUAAGCUCACAGACACAGAAGAUUAAGUCUUUGACAGAGAGAGCAAGUAAGGGGAAUGAAACACUGAAAUACAUUCCAAGUAAUUCUUACGCUAAAGGUUGUAUAUACUGUAUGUAUACUGGUCCUGGGGAUUUUGCACAACCAAAUGCCCUGUUUAACUAUUAGUAUAAUGCACAGUGAAUAUUAGCACAGCUUUCUUGAAGACAGUGGCUUCAUACACACAUUCAAACAAUCUGGGAGAAUUUUCCCUGCUUUAUCAUGGUAGAAAAACUUAACCACAGGCUCUCCAGGCUGCCUGGCAAGAGAUAACAGUAGUGCACAGUGACCCUGAUUGGCUGACCCAGACUCUCUCCCUGCAGCACACUAAGAGGAUUGGGAAGGGGUUCUCUGCUUGGCUGGGAGAGUAGAACCCAAGUGACACUGCCUCUGGGAGGAUGGGGUAGAGCUAGCAACAAAGCAUGUUGGCAUGCUGCAGGACUCCCAGUUGUUUCCAAGUUACUUUUCUCCUGCACAGGCCACUUUUGGGAGAAAAAUUCUGAACAGCUGAAUGCUCAUAAUUUCUACUGGGAGAGCAGCAACUCUCUUGGUAGAAACUGAAUGUCUAUAUGUGGCCAGUGUUAGCAGUUUUACCUGCUAGAUGCUUAAUAUUUUUAUUCUUAUAAUACCACUUCUAAUGAUGCACUUAAACUUACAAAUUUUUUGUAAAUAUGUAAUCAAGAAAUUGACUACUUGUCAAUAUACGAAUAACUGUAGC
Gavialis gangeticus (Gharial) is the source of this 4447-nucleotide messenger RNA. It is a transcript of the gene MAP3K15, whose product is annotated as mitogen-activated protein kinase kinase kinase 15. The record is from RefSeq and is a predicted model, not a curated record. Gene Ontology annotation, molecular function: ATP binding; MAP kinase kinase kinase activity. Bases 96 to 3719 code for a protein of 1207 amino acids. Gene Ontology annotation, biological process: MAPK cascade; protein phosphorylation; cellular response to stress. Lineage: Eukaryota; Metazoa; Chordata; Crocodylia; Gavialidae. The transcript is spliced from 29 exons.